Messenger RNA from Beauveria bassiana ARSEF 2860, 2169 nucleotides. RefSeq names its product Snf5 subunit. Gene Ontology annotation, biological process: regulation of transcription by RNA polymerase II; chromatin remodeling. Bases 1 to 2169 code for a protein of 722 amino acids. The record is from RefSeq and is a predicted model, not a curated record. Gene Ontology annotation, molecular function: transcription coregulator activity. Gene Ontology annotation, cellular component: nuclear chromosome; nucleus; SWI/SNF complex. The transcript is spliced from 2 exons. Lineage: Eukaryota; Fungi; Ascomycota; Sordariomycetes; Hypocreales; Cordycipitaceae.
AUGGCUGCCACCCAGCCCUCCACGUCGUCGGCCUCGGCCGCGGGCUCUGGCCAUGCGACUCCUACCGCCGUCGCUGGAAGCGCAUCCGAGAACAAUGGCAACUCCCGGGCCUCUGCCGAAAGUUCGCCUGCGGCGGCCCCCGAGCCCAUUGAGCGAACAAAAGACUCCUUCACCAAGCUCAUGGUGGAGCGCUUCACGUCCCGCGACGCCGUCGCCGCAGCCGCCCUCUCGGACCAGCUCAACCAUACGCGCAUAUCCACAAGCUACCAGCGACAAAAGAUUAAUGAGUACCGUCACAUUAGAACAGAUUACCAGCCCGUAUUUACCCCCGGUAGAUUAUACGGCGAAGGCUACAGGGGCUACGCCAAUGGCUUUACCGAGAAUCACGCCCCAGCCCGCAUCGUCUACCCCAGUCAAAAGGUCCGCCCCGGUCGCCGAACGACGCCUGCUCUUAAAUACUCGCGCAAGGAUAUGCUCAAACAGGCAGAGCUGCACGAGGAGCUGGUCCCUGUCCGCAUCGAAGUUGAAUGGGACAAGUUCAAGCUGCGCGAUACCUUUACGUGGAACCUUCACGACCGCAUACUUCAUGUCGAGCUUUUCGCAGCCCAACUUGUCGAAGAUAUCGGCUUGAAACCUCCUGCCGCACAGCCUGUUUUCGAACAGAUUGUCGUUCAAAUGCGCGAACAGCUCAACGACUUUUACCCCUUUGUCUUCUCGGAGGAGGACGCGCUUGACCCUGAGCUGCCCUACUCUGCAUAUAAGAACGAUGAGAUGAGGAUACUUGUCAAACUCAACAUCACAAUUGGCCCGCACACGCUCGUCGAUCAAUUUGAAUGGGAAAUCAAUAACCCUUCCAACUCGCCCGAAGAGUUUGCCGCCAAUAUGGCUCGCGACCUCUCCCUUUCCGGCGAGUUUACCACAGCCAUUGCACACUGCAUUCGCGAGCAGUCGCAACUAUUCACAAAGAGCCUGUACAGCGUCGGCCAUCCCUUUGACGGCCGCCCGAUCGAAGACUCGGAUCUCGUGUCGGCGUUUCUGCAGACGCCCAUCCCCACCGUCUUCCGACCGCAGCAGCAGGCCAAGGAGUACGCGCCUUACAUGUACGAGAUGAGCGAUGCCGAUCUAGACCGCAACGAAACCAUCUUCUCCCGCGAGCAGCGACGCCAGAAGCGAUCGAUCAACCGCCGUGGAGGACCCCAGCUGCCCGACCUGCGCGAGCGGCAACGCACUAUCCGUACCCUCAUCGUCUCGUCCGUGCUGCCUGGCGCCGCAGGAAACCUCGAGGAGACGGGCCUGUUCAAACGCGCCGCCGGCACCCGCAAGCGACCGAACCGCGAGGGUGAAAUUUCUGACUCGGAGGAUAGUGAGGACUCGGUGCCAGAAUCACCCGCGCCGUCACAGUUUGCUGGCACGGCCAGAACGCGCGGGAUGCGCGGCGCCGCGUCUGUGGCCCAGCACCGCAUGUCGAACCUCGGACGCUCCGAAACACCCGACGCCCUGCAUCACGAGACGAGGACGUCGCGUCGCUUCCGCGAGGAGACGGAGGAUCCUGGGCGCCUGGUUGUCACGCUCAAGAUCAACAAGGAUAAGCUGCGGCGGCUGCUGCGUGGCGAAUACCGCUUCACCAACACACCCUCACAACCUCCGACUCCUUCGCAAGGGGCCACUCCAAAGGUUCUCGCCAAGGCAGUUCCAACCUCGACACCGUCACGCGGUAUUAGUACAACCCCUGUGCCUAUUCCCCAUGUGGUUGGCAAGUUUCCGCCUGGACAGAUUGGUCGCUUGCCGGCGCCCCCUCCUGUACCAGGGCAGCAGCAUACUCCGCCGAAUCCUCCCAAUUGGUUAGUCCAAGCCCUCAAGGGCCUCGAGAAAAAGUAUCCCGAGGGCGACCGCUUCGAGGCCAUCAUGAAGUACUCGUACCUCGACCCCGUCACGGAGCUGCCCGUUCAGAUCCACCCGCUACCCGACGGCGUUAAAUACGCCUGGCUGCCGCGCAUUCGCUGUCUCGACUGUACGUCUAAGCUGUAUACACCAGGUCCGGACAUGACGGCGCAAAAAUUCGAGACGCACCUGCGCUUCUCCAGCCACCGCGAGGCGGUCCGCCUCCGUUUGAUGGCCGAGGGCGGUGGCGGCGGCGGCGGCGGCAGCGGGUCCAAUGCUUCUUCGUGA